GGCAGGAAGCUGGUCUCCUGAGUGUCCUGCCUGUACUUGGUGGUGAGGGGUUUUGAAGAAAAACGACCCAUUGUCUCUCUCAUCCUGCUUGUGAGCCUGAGCAGUGAAACGAUGCCUCUGGAUGCCCGCCCAGGAUGACCUACUAUAAAGCAUAGAAUAAGCUCCUGCUUUAUCCACAUGGACAGAUUCUAGUUGAAAAGCUUGUUAGAGCAACAUGAGCUGGAGCUUUCUCACUCGUCUUCUGGAAGAGAUCCACAACCACUCCACCUUUGUGGGGAAAGUGUGGCUGACUGUGCUAAUCAUCUUCCGCAUUGUGCUCACAGCGGUUGGCGGUGAGUCAAUCUACUCGGACGAGCAAACCAAGUUCACCUGCAAUACCAAGCAGCCAGGUUGUGACAACGUAUGCUACGAUGCCUUUGCCCCUCUCUCGCACGUGCGCUUCUGGGUCUUCCAGAUCAUCAUGAUCUCCACUCCUUCCAUCAUGUACAUGGGUUACGCCAUCCACAAGAUAGCCCGAAGUUCAGAUGAGGAGCGCAGGAAACACAACAGGCUCCGCAAAAAACCUCCUCACUCCAGAUGGAGAGAGAGCCACCAUCUGGAGGACGUCUUAGAGGAGGAUGAAGAUGACGAUGCUGAGCCCAUGAUCUAUGAGGAUACACUGGAGGUACAGGAGGCCAAACCUGAACCAGUGAGCAGCACUAAAGACCCACCAAAACAUGAUGGCCGCCGGAAGAUUAUGCAAGAAGGUCUGAUGAGAAUCUAUGUUCUUCAGCUGAUGUCACGAGCUAUUUUUGAAAUAGCUUUUCUUGCUGGACAGUACCUCCUUUAUGGUUUUCGAGUUAAUCCUUCAUAUGUAUGCAAUAGGGUGCCCUGUCCACACAGAGUGGAUUGUUUCAUCUCCAGGCCCACAGAGAAAACAAUCUUCCUCCUUAUCAUGUAUGUGGUAAGCUGUCUUUGUCUCGUGCUAAAUGUUUGUGAGAUGCUUCACUUAGGAAUCGGCACUUUUCGGGACACCCUUCGCAUGAAGAGGAACCGGGGCCGGCGGAUGUCCUACGGCUACCCGUUUUCUCGCAACAUCCCAGCCUCCCCUCCGGGGUACAACCUUGUGAUGAAGACAGACAAACCUAGCAGGAUCCCCAACAGCCUCAUCACCCAUGAGCAGAACGUGGCCAACGUGGCCCAGGAACAGCAGUGCACCAGCCCAGAUGAGAACAUCCCUUCUGAUUUGGCGAGCCUACACCGGCACUUACGUGUUGCCCAGGAACAGCUUGAUAUGGCCUUCCAAACAUAUCAAACCAAAACCAACCAGCAAACCUCCAGAACCAGUAGUCCUGUAUCUGGGGGCACCAUGGCAGAGCAAAAUCGAGUCAAUGCAGUCCAGGAGAAACAAGGAGCGAGGCCGAAAUCAGCCACAGAGAAGGCUGCAACCAUUGUAAAAAAUGGAAAGACCUCUGUCUGGAUCUAGAUAAAUCUAAUUUAGUAAAUUAAAAAUUAAAACCUUUUAGGACUCUAGGACUGCACUGAGACACAGCUGGAGGAUAUGUGUGUGUGCGUAAGAUGCGACUUUGGACAAUAACAACAAUUUCAAUCACACCAGCUGAAGGAGUACAAUACACAGUUUUUGGGAAUUAAAAAAAAAGAAAACACACAUGACGAAAUUAUCAAAUCCAUGAAUCUUCUUUGUUACUGUAGUGUGUCUUUUUGUGCUUGCCAUAGCUUUUGGAAGAUUAACAUGUGCUUACUUAGUUAAACAUCUCUAAUUCCAGCUAAAAUGUCAAAGUAUAAACAGACUGCUUCAAGCUAUUUAUUUGAUCUACCCUUGACUGCCGCUGAACUGGAUUAAUUUGAGGAAAUCUAACUUUCUAAGUGUGUGAUUGUACCCUCAAUCCAAAUUUAAAAAUGCAGUGAAAAACACUGUACAAAUGCACAAUGACUCAUUUCUGAAGAACGAUGAUUGUUGUUGGAACGAUGCAUGUUUAUUAUUUGGGGUAUUUUUGGAUGUAGUAUGGAUGAGUGUUGCUGGAAGCAGAUUAAAUGUGAAAUAUUUUGAUAAAGAUAAUGAAACAGGGCUGUGUCACUGUAGGCUCUUCUGGUUAACAUCUGCUCAGUGUGAUGAUCUUCAGUCAUUGCGUGCAAAGCCUUUAUCUAUUCUAUAUUUUCUAAAGCCUUGCAGUCACAUCUAAAGGGGAAGAGGUAAGUGAAUAGAAAAUCUGAUUAUUUUCUAAACUAAAUACUGAUUUUCUGCAAUCUGAAGCAGAUGAUGCAUGCUUUACAACUGAGAACAGUAUACACAUAGGCUACAGUAGAAACCCCAACCUUAGCUCUACAUUUAGCUCUACAUUUAUCUUAUGUUUAGGCAUGUAAAGUUUAUUCUGUCAUUGAAGCAGUAUGUUUCUAGAGUUGGUUUUAGAGUAAUAUUUAAUCCUGCCUUCACUGUUGUCAUACUUCAAAGUGCCUCAAACUUUUAAAGACUGUUCAUGAAGAAAUAAACUUAUUUGA
Molecule: messenger RNA, 2499 nt
Organism: Morone saxatilis (striped sea-bass)
Lineage: Eukaryota; Metazoa; Chordata; Actinopteri; Moronidae
Gene: gjc2
Product: connexin 47.1
Exons: 2
Coding region: 215-1465 (416 amino acids)
Biological process (GO): cell communication
Cellular component (GO): connexin complex
Source: RefSeq, a predicted model, not a curated record